Molecule: messenger RNA, 2300 nt
Organism: Culex pipiens pallens (northern house mosquito)
Lineage: Eukaryota; Metazoa; Arthropoda; Insecta; Diptera; Culicidae
Product: HEAT repeat-containing protein 3
Exons: 2
Coding region: 159-2120 (653 amino acids)
Biological process (GO): protein import into nucleus; ribosomal large subunit biogenesis
Source: RefSeq, a predicted model, not a curated record
UUUGGGAUCGUUCUGUCAAACGUGUCGUCGCAGUUUUCAGUCGUCGCGUGUGGUGCAAUUUUCGCUGUUUUGCCGUCGUGCGUCGAAAUCCCAUGUGCUUCGUGUUUUGGCCGGUGAAGAAUCUGCUCCAAACCUGGUUCCCGUAGUGCCCGCUCGCGAUGGGGAAAGCCAAGAAGCCAAAGGUUCACAAGAACCAGCUGAAUCCGACGGGGCUGGUGGACGUGGGCGCGUUGCUCAACCAGGAGCUGGCCAACGGGAAGUCGGAAACGCCGAUCCAGGCCAUCGUGGACCAGCUGCAGUCGGCCAGCGCCGAGGACAAGAUCUGCGGGCUGCAAACGUUGGCCACGAUCUGCCAGAAUGACGUGAACAUUGCGGCCGUGAUUGAGAGUGAAAUUGUGCGGAUUGCGGCGGCGUUGCUGGUCGAUGCGGACAACAGCAUCCGGCAUGCGACGGCCGGGGCGUUCCGGAAUCUUUCGGUGCUGUCGGUGGAGAUUUGCGAGUACAUGGUCGAUCAGGACGUGCUGACGCCGCUGCUGGCUCUGCUGAAUAAGUACGCCGGGAGCGAGUGGAAGCCGACCUUUGAUCAGACCUUGCAGAACCAGAUGGACGAGAAGUCGGACACGUUCCUGCAGGCGGUCAGUUUGCUGUGGAAUCUGUGCGAGAGCACGUCGGUCGCGCUGGACAGCUUUAAUCAGUCGCAGCUGCUGGAAAGUUUCGUCAAAUGUUUGGACUGGAAUGUGUACGGGAAGGAUAUUGCGGUCGCCGUGGCCCAGUGCCUGCUGGUCAUCUCCGAGGACAACGCCGCGUCGUGGCGCAUUCUGGUCAACUUUGGCACAGAGCUGCACUCGCUGCUGCUGCUGCCCGACGAGGACCAUCCGACCGUGCUGCUGCGAACCGUUGCCGCGGGAAUCAUCGCCAACGUGCCGGCACUGGCCGCUACCUACAGUGGACAGUUGCUGCAGACGCUCGCCAAAACGCUGGAGGUCAAUCAUCGCACGGCCCUCGGUACGGUGACGAGUGCGUUGCCGCUGGUCGGCCAGAAGGACGUGGCGGCGCUGGAGGUGAUCGAGGACGCUCCGAUGGAGGACGAAUCGGCGGAGCAGUCGUUUCAGCGGAGACGCCGUGCCGAUUUGCCGUCGGACGUUGAGCUGGAGGUGCGGAAUGUGGGUUGGUUGCUUCAGGCGCAACGGAUUGCGGCGGAGAUAUUGACCAACAUUUGCUCGACCGAGGAGGAAGAGUGGCAGGACGAUAUGGACGAUGAGAAUUUGUCGGAGGCCGAAAGUGUGCACGACUUUGACGCGGCCACCGGGAUGAACGAUAGUCUGCAGAAUACCGACAAACUGCCGGUAGAGGUGCUGGAGGCGAUCAAGACGAUGUCGCUGGUGGAGAAGCUCUGGCAGAAGGCGCAACCGAUCGCGGAAAAUGUGCGGGAAAUUCUCGAGGAGAACGACAGGAACUUGGUGAAGCGGGUCAACAAUCUACGAGCGGCCGCGAUGCUUUGCCUGCACAAUCUUUGCAACAACAUUACAGUGGAGGACCUCGGCGGUGCCGAAGCAGUCUACACAGUUUGGCUCGAACUGGGCCAGCAAGUGUUCCAAGGUCAGCAAAACCCAAAACUUCUGGAAGCUUCCACCUCCCUGAUGCGGGCCACCCUCGAACAUCUACGCAAGAGUCCCGAACUGUUCAAACAAAUGACCGAGAGUGACCUGCAGCUGAUGCUGAACGGUGUCAACGAGUGCCAAGACUCGGAAAUUCGUGCCAACUGGCUCCGGAUGCUGGGCAUCCUCGGCUGUCUCCUCCCAGAGCCCCUCAUCAAGCUGAUCAUCGACUUUGUGCUCGUCACCUGCCUCAAGGAGCAGGACCUCUGGACCGUCUCGGAAGCGAUGGACUCGAUGAUGGACAUCUUCGCCGAUAACGACUGGCCCCAGCUGGUGUACGAGCUCGGCAUGCCGGCCAAAUGCAAAGAACUGGACCGCAUCAUGAAGGCCAAACUCAAGCAGAGCAAGCGCGAACUGAACGAACGCUACCCGGCCGUCUGCACCGUGCGGACCAACCUCAGCCGGUUCUGCAAGUAUCUGGAGGCGGAGAUGAAAAAGUUUCGACCCAACACCGAAGGUUGAGGCGUGCGAGCGGACGCGAGUGUGUGUGAAUUGUAACCGUAUAGAAGUCAACACUUUCUAUAAUCGCAAAACUGAAUUGAAUCACUAGUUUUUCACCCCAAUUGCCUCUUUUAGUCGUUAGAUGUAAUAGAGAUGUGCACUCAAUAAAGUCUAUGAAUUCUUUUUGGUAGAAACUCUAAA